AUGGAUAAGCUCAUCAACGCUGCCAAGGAUUACCUUGAUGAUGACAAGGACAAGCGUCAAGACCAGUCUCAACAAGGUCACGGACAGCAGCAAGGCUACGGCGGAGGUCAACAACAGGGUUAUGGCCAACAGCAAGGCUACGGCCAGGAAGGCGGCUAUGGCCAACAGCAGGGAGGCCAAUAUGGACAGCAGCAGCAACAGUACCCCCCUGCUGGUGGCAUCCAGGCUCAAGGUAGUGGUGGGUUCGGAGGCUUCCUCGGCGGAGACGUCGACUUUGACAACGCCAAGGAAGAGGCACACCAGAAGGCCGGAUCAUCUGGCGACAAGGACCUCUUUGGCAGCAUUCUAGGUGCUCUCGGACAGAAGAAGAACAAGCUCGCUGACGAGGAUCUUGAUGAAGAAGAUGCCAUCAAGCAGCACAAGAGCACCUACGACAACGACGAGCCCCAGCAGGACAGCAAGAGUCUCGGUACGGCCGCUGCUAUGCAAGCCCUCAAGAUGUACACACAAGGCUCAAGCCAGAGUAGCGCUGGCGGCAACAGCCAGACUGCAUUCCUUGGUCUUGCCUUGGCCGAGGCCAGUAAGCUAUUUGACAACAAGGCUGCGAACGGCAAGGUAGCGGAUGGAACCAGCAAGGAGGGUGUUAUCCAGCAGGCUGGUGAGGUCGCUCUGAAGAUGUACUUCAAGCAACAGGCAGGUGCCGGUGGACAGGGUGGUGGCGCUGGAGGUCUCAUGAGCCUUGCUUCCAAGUUCCUGUCAAAGUAA
This is a messenger RNA of Fusarium poae, 765 nucleotides long. RefSeq lists its product as uncharacterized. Lineage: Eukaryota; Fungi; Ascomycota; Sordariomycetes; Hypocreales; Nectriaceae. The transcript has 5 exons. The coding region runs from base 1 to 765 and encodes 254 amino acids. The record is from RefSeq and is a predicted model, not a curated record.